This is a messenger RNA of Neopelma chrysocephalum (saffron-crested tyrant-manakin), 5469 nucleotides long. RefSeq names its product nuclear receptor subfamily 1 group D member 2 (gene NR1D2). The transcript has 8 exons. The coding region runs from base 1148 to 2581 and encodes 477 amino acids. NCBI's taxonomy places the organism in Eukaryota, Metazoa, Chordata, Aves, Passeriformes, Pipridae. Gene Ontology annotation, biological process: hormone-mediated signaling pathway; positive regulation of transcription by RNA polymerase II; negative regulation of transcription by RNA polymerase II. The record is from RefSeq and is a predicted model, not a curated record. Gene Ontology annotation, molecular function: zinc ion binding; nuclear receptor activity; RNA polymerase II cis-regulatory region sequence-specific DNA binding.
UCGCCCAGCCAGCGCGUCCCUGCGGCGGUACAGCUUCCCGGAUGGCUGUGCAAAUGAAAUGCCGGCACGGCGCGGUGCCCCCGCCCCCCUUCCCCCCUUUCCCAAGUAAAUCCCACCAGGUAGAGCCCGAAGGGUCCUCGCCACUCAGCCGAAGGUGCCUCCGCAGCAGCGUUAGCAGCGCGGCCCUUCGUAGCCCCAAGGACUUCUUUCACCGCCCUCCAUCGGGUUCCCGAGGCAAAGCCCGGGCAGUUCCCAGUCCCCACGCUGCCCUCCCCGCCGAACACCCCGGUACCCCCGUUCUGCAGAGCAGCGGCGUGCGUGUGCACGUGUACGGGCACGCACAGAGGUCACUGUGUCUGUGCUCUUUGUUCUGAGAUGUCACCCUGCGCUGUGUGAGAGAUUCAACUUUUGACUGCUGACCAAACAAAACCAGAGUUCAUAGGGAAGUGCAGCUUCUGAAAUAAAAAUACGCGGAACCUAGUCUGUGACGCAGGCAAGACUGCCCGGCUCUCUGGGGUGCAGGAGCAGCCCAGCUAUCUGGGGCUCCUCCGGCUUUCAGAAGAAGAGGGGUGAAACCAUAGACACACUCAUUCUGUGCUGCCGUAUGACAUUGGUGUUACCCCUGAGGAAAAAGAAAAUCUCUUUUAUGAGCAGGGUUUAAAGAUAAUGGGGCGCGGUAGCAGUGUGGAGAAAUAUGGAGUUCCCUGCAGGAGCUGUGCUGUGCUUGCGUGUCCUGGUCUGCCCCUUGCAGAUAAGGAUGGCGCCUGCUGAGAAACCGGGUGCCUCCCAUGGACCAGGUGGACUGUGAGCUUUGACCUGGCACCUGGCAGAGGCGCGUGCAGCACCGGGGGAUGGCACAGACCUUUGUCAAACAGGGGGUGUGAUAGCUUACAUCAGCUCUUCGAGCUCGGCAUCUAGCCCAGCCUCAUGUCACAGUGAGAGCUCAGACAGCGGUUUCCAGUCAUCCUCUUCGCCUGUACCAUCUUCUCCGAACAGCUCCUCCUCGGAAAGCGGAUGCAAUGGCCGGAGCAGCGAAGGCUCUGAUGGGGCACCGAAGAACGAUCGGCUGGAGGAGACUGUUAAAACAAACCAGUCCAGUGUUGCUGGUUUGACAAAAGGCCAUAAUGGAGUCACAAAAUUUAAUGGCAUGGUUCUUCUUUGCAAAGUCUGUGGAGAUGUCGCUUCAGGAUUUCAUUAUGGUGUUCAUGCCUGUGAGGGCUGCAAGGGUUUUUUCAGAAGAAGCAUUCAGCAAAACAUCCAGUAUAAGAAGUGCUUGAAGAAUAACAACUGCUCUAUAAUGAGAAUGAAUAGGAACAGAUGCCAGCAGUGUCGUUUCAAAAAAUGUCUGUCUGUUGGGAUGUCAAGAGAUGCUGUUCGAUUUGGCCGUAUUCCCAAACGUGAAAAACAGAGGAUGCUGAUUGAAAUGCAGAGUGCCAUGAAAACUAUGAUGAACAGUCAGUUCAGUGGCCACUUACCCAACGAAGCAUUAACAGAACAUCAAGACCAAGCACCUCAAGAAGACCUUUCUUCCAAGCCCAAACAAGAGCGGGAUACCAUCAAAAGCCCUUCUCCCCCUCCUACUGCUGACAUGGCUAAGGAAGAAGUGAUCGGGAUGGUCACUAGAGCCCACAAAGACACUUUCAUGUACAACCAAGAACAGUCCCAAAACCCCACAGAGAUGAUGCAGCCCCAGAGUGGGGAGAGAGUGUCGAAGAACACCGAGCAGUACAUGUUGAGCAGUGAGCACUGUGUUGGAGGCCUCAGUGGCCCUCAGUACCCUGAAAGGGAGCAGCACCUUGGUGGACAGUACAAAGGGAGAAGCACAAUGCAUUAUCCAAGUGGGCAUGCCAUGUGCUUCACAAAUAGCCACUGCAUGAACUUCACCAGUGGCUAUACUCAGCGAAUGUGUGAUAGGAUCCCAGAAGAUGGCUUUUCUCCAAACAAGAACACCACUUACUCCUGCAGCACUGGAGGAAGAAUGCAUCUGGUCUGCCCAAUGAGUAAGACUCCCCAUGUGGACCCAAACAAAUCUGGCCAUGAAGUCUGGGAAGAGUUUUCCCUGAGUUUUACCCCUGCAGUGAAGGAAGUGGUGGAGUUUGCCAAGCGCAUCCCCGGAUUCCGAGAUCUCUCCCAGCAUGACCAGGUCAAUCUUCUGAAAGCUGGGACCUUUGAGGUUUUAAUGGUACGAUUUGCAUCUUUGUUUGAUGCAAAGGAACGUACUGUCACCUUCCUGAGUGGAAAAAAGUACAGUGUGGAUGACUUGCAUUCAAUGGGAGCUGGUGAUCUGCUCAACUCAAUGUUUGAAUUUAGUGAGAAAUUAAAUGCCCUGCAACUUAGCGAUGAGGAAAUGAGUUUGUUUACAGCGGUUGUCCUGGUAUCUGCUGAUCGCUCCGGAAUAGAAAAUGUCAACUCUGUGGAGGCACUUCAGGAAACACUAAUCCGUGCAUUAAGGACCUUAAUUAUGAAAAAUCACCCAAACGAAGCCUCUAUUUUCACAAAACUUCUUUUGAAAUUACCCGACUUGCGUUCCUUAAACAACAUGCACUCUGAAGAACUGUUGGCCUUUAAAGUUCACCCAUAGGCCUUUAGGUCUCAAUUUGUACUUGGACUUGCCUCGUGUUAAACUGUUUUGUGCUAAAAUAUGUAUUUAUACAGUUGUACCACUUGUUGGAGAGAGUUCACAGACUGUGAACAGUUGAUAGCUGUCCCAUAACCAUGCAAUAAAGCUUUGGCAGGUGCUUUCAGCUAAUGAUGGCACAGCAUUUGGAGUCCUCCAAGGCAUCCAGACCCAUCUGUGCCACACUUCUGCAGAAGAGGUUGCAAUGAGCCCGAGCAAAUAUGGACUGUUCUUUCAUUUAGAAAAAAGAACCACCACUGCCCUCUUACAUAAACUGAACGCAAAAUAACUAUGUGCAUACGGAGCAUGGAAUGGGGUGGGAGCAAUCCUGUGCUAAUAGGAAAAAGGAAGAGCUGAUUUAAUUGGUCUUUCACUUAUCUAAUAGAUAUAUGUCUGUGUCUCUUGAUAACUCACUCAUGGUUUCACUGCUGUUAUUCCAUUAAAUGCAAUGGAAUGAUUUCAGCCUGCACCAACUCUUCACCGAGCGUGUGUUCAUGCCAUGUGUAUAUAAUAUAAAUAGUUAAGUAGUGAGUGUUUAUGGCUAUAUAAAGUACAGAGUUGUGUGUAUAUAUGUGUAUGUAUAUAAAUAGUUCUAUACAUAAAGUAUACAUAUAAUUUCUUCACAAUAUUUUAAACUGUGAAGGAAUUUAAACUUAAAACAGAAGGCGAUCUAUGGAAAGAACCAAAUAGAUGCACUUUGCAUAUUGCUGAACUAAUUAUCUGAGCAUUUUUUAGAAAACAUCGAAUUUGCAUUAAUAUGCUGUGUUUGUUAAUUUAAAAAAAAAACCAACCACGAGUGGCACUAAAGAGUCAGAGUCAGAUUCAACUUCCAAAAGGGGCUCGUAGAGAAUCUCAAGUGGAGAUGGUUGGUUGCGGCACUAAUGAGAUUGAUUGUCCAUUGCCACUGAGGUUCUUGCGUUCUGAUAAAGGUUAAAGAAGCACUAGAUGCUCUUCAAAAACUUCAGCACAGCCAGAAAGAAAUUAUCAGAUGAAUAACAGCAUGUAUCAGAGAAAAAAAAUGGGAAAAAUGUAUCCAUGGUUGCGUUUGGGUGUAUGUGUGUUCUGUGACCGUUUAUUUCUUGCAAUACAUCGUUUUGCUGCUUCAUUGCUAAAUGAGAAUUGAAAAAAAAAAGUAAGAUUUCCCCAUGUCUUUUCACCAUUUGGGCUUUGUGGUUCUCAUGCUUGUUCUUCUGGAGCUCUCUAUUGGUGCGUGUGCAUGUGAGUGUGCGUGAUGUGCACAGAAAGUGCACUGGAUGGUCUGAAUUUUUUUUCUUAAAAAACACCACAAAAACCAACCAAACAAAUGGGACUUUUUUUUUGUUGUUUAUGCCAGUAGCAAAUUACAAAGCAGAUUCUCAAGGCUUAAGAUUCUGCUGCUUUUCCAUCUAGGAAAGUGGGUCUCUAUGUUGUUUUUUUUUCCAUUUGUAGCAAGACCUGGCACCAGAAGAGAGAGAUUAAAAGAAGUCAGAGCAGUUGUGUUAAUUAGUUAUGUUUCUGUUUUGCUAAUGUGGGAAGAAGAUGCAGCAUCACCCUUGUGUUUAGUUAACUUGCCUUAGAGAUAGCUCUCUGGGUCUGUAGUGUUUGGUAACACUACUCUGGAGGGAGGGACCUCUCCGUGUGUUACUGCAUCGAGAUGUACGUGGUAGUCGACACCAGGACCCAGAAAGCCACCAGGCUGCGGAACCUCCUGUUUGCGCCACAGUGGGUUAAUGGGAGCCCUCAUGCCUGCAGUAGAGCUGGAGCAGGAGCAGACCUCUGCCUGUCCCUGAGCAUCAGGAGUUGGGAUGGAUAGAGGGGUGGCUUGCACUCUGCCAUGCUCAGGUUGUCUUUGGGCUGGAGAUUCCCCCUCAGAAAGGAGUAAGGGGCUGAGAGCAGGAAGAGGGCAGGUGCUUGAGUAAGAGGUGGGCAAAAUUCAGCUGUAGCCUUGACUAAGGAACAGAAGAUCCCACCCUUUCCCUUCCUCUGCAGCUGCUGCAGGGAGAGCUGUCCUGCAUCAAACUGCUUUAACCAUUGGAUAAUGGCCCCUUAACACAUACAGUUUUGUUACCCAAAUGUGCUAUUGGGGCAUGUUGUCCUAAUUUCUGUUAACAGUCUGCAUCCUACCAGUAUUAUUUGUUUGAGAGCUUCACUGAAUUACGCAUUGAACCAUUCAGACUUUAGAAAGGACACAGUCACAUGUUUUAUAUUAUUUAGGAGCUGAAAUUACUUCUCUGUAGAUCCCAUUUCACACAUGGAAAGUACAGUUAACCCUUGGUUGUUUUGGGAGGGAAGGAGGCUUCAUACAGAGAGUGCCACCCUACAACUAUGUUUUGUUGUGUUUUGUUUUAUUUUUUUUCUUCUUAAAACUGUAUUAUUAAGCCUUUAGGAAUGUAUAACCAGGACUGAGUAAUUACUGCUUAUUAAAUUUUUUAGUUAGAUUGACCAUGUAUGCCUAUAGGUAGAUAUUCUAACUUGUGCAAUUUCAUUCAAAAUAAUCUUCAUGUACAUAAUGGAAAAACUCACACAACAGAAAAAAAAAAGCCCCAAACAGAUUGACUGAACAAAAAGCUGAAUAAAGUAUGGUUCAAAAGUGACCCAUGUGUUACAAACACUAGCUGGACUCUUAGAAGAAAAUCUAAACUUAUUGUGUUAGCUGUGUAUUGUGAGCUCUUCUUUUACUGUGUCACUGGUUAUACACUUGUUAAAUGCUGAGAUAAUAGACUUCAUGCCAGGCAUUUGAGUACUGUAGAUUGGGUCAUUGCUGAAAGAUUAAUGUACUGUAUGACUUAAAUGAAAUUUUUAUUCUUGAUUUUAUUCUUGAUUUUGUUCUUGUUUUAAAAGAUUAAAUAUGGGCAUUAUGUCAGCAAGCUAAA